Salvia hispanica is the source of this 691-nucleotide messenger RNA. The record is from RefSeq and is a predicted model, not a curated record. Lineage: Eukaryota; Viridiplantae; Streptophyta; Magnoliopsida; Lamiales; Lamiaceae.
GAGCUAUAUGAACUAGUCGAACACAAGAUUAUGGGAGACGGUAACCGUCAGUUCCGCUCGCUGUCUGAUCAGAUAUACGGGACAUCAGACUAUCACGACGUUGUAAGAGAAGAAAUAGUCCAUCAGCUGAAGUCAAAGCCCGAGUUAUAUGCCAAUUUUGUCCCCAUGGCUUAUGGAGACUACUUGAAGAAAAUGAGCAGAAAUGGGGGAUGGGGAGAUAAUUGCACGUUGCAGGCCGCUGCUGAUUCCUAUGGCGUAAAGAUCUUUGUGGUUACUUCAUACAAAGACACAUGCUGCAUUGAGAUUCUUCCAAAAUUUGACAAAUCAGACAGAACUCUCUUGCUUAGCUUUCGGGCUGAAGUGCACUACAAUUCGGUUUAUCCUUUGCGAAGAUGGCAAGAAGAACAAUAAGUCGUGGUGUAUGUGAACUGGGAACGUCGUCGCUCACGACUCCAAGCCCAUCCCCCUCUACACCUCCUACGUCAAGCCAAGCAGAUACAGAAAAUCCUGUCUCAAGCCGAUCAACACUGCUAAUCCACCAAAGCGUCCCAAAUGGGCCGCUGGCGUUCUGAGACGCUUCCUAGAUUAUGUUUGUUUGAUCAAUGUAAUGAGUCGAGCGUGAUUAUAAGCUCCUUUCCGGAUUUUCUUUGUCGGUUCUUUCCCGGAUCGCAAGAUUCGAACCGCAUAGGGU